Molecule: messenger RNA, 1182 nt
Organism: Suhomyces tanzawaensis NRRL Y-17324
Lineage: Eukaryota; Fungi; Ascomycota; Pichiomycetes; Serinales; Debaryomycetaceae
Product: FTR1 family protein
Exons: 1
Coding region: 1-1182 (393 amino acids)
Biological process (GO): iron ion transmembrane transport
Cellular component (GO): plasma membrane; high-affinity iron permease complex
Molecular function (GO): ferrous iron transmembrane transporter activity
Source: RefSeq, a predicted model, not a curated record
AUGGUGAAUGUUUUUAACGUUCAAAUCUUCUUUAUUGUCUUCAGAGAAGCAUUAGAAGCUAUCGUUGUGGUCUCCGUCCUUCUUGCCUUCUUGAAACAAGGUCUCGGAGGUGCCACUCAAGAUCCACUUGUCUAUAAGAAAUUACGAAAACAAGUGUGGUGGGGAGCGGUUUCAGGGGUUAUCCUAUGUUUGAUUCUUGGUGCUGCUUUCAUCGGUACUUUCUACUCGCUUCGUAAUGAUAUUUGGUCUAAAUCUGAAGAUAUCUGGGAAGGUACAUUUUGUAUCAUUGCUACCAUUUUGAUUUCUCUUAUGGGUAUUGCCAUGUUGCGUAUCAACAAGAUGAAGGAAAAGUGGAGAAUUAAGUUGGCAAGAGCUUUGACUAAACCUCCUGCAAAUAAGGCUGAUCGUUUCAAGAUUGGUUACUUGACAAAGAAGUACUGUAUGUUCAUCUUGCCUUUUAUCACUUGUUUGAGAGAAGGUUUAGAAGCUGUCGUCUUCGUUGGUGGUGUUGGUUUGAGUUCUCCAGCCACUGCUUUCCCAAUUCCAGUUAUCUGUGGUUUGAUUGCUGGUGUUGCCGUUGGUUGUCUCUUGUACUAUUCUGGUACCACUACUUCCUUACAAAUUUUCUUGAUUAUUUCCACAUGUAUCUUAUACUUGAUUUCUGCUGGUUUGUUCUCAAGAGGUAUUUGGUAUUUCGAGAUGCACGUCUACAACAACCAAACUGGUGGUGAUGCUGCUGAAAAUGGUUCUGGCCCAGGUACUUACGAUAUCUCGAAGUCUGUCUGGCAUGUGAACUGUUGCAACCCAGAAAUUGACAAUGGUUGGGAUGUCUUCAAUGCAUUAUUGGGAUGGCAAAACUCUGCAACCUAUGGAUCUGUUAUUUCUUACAACAUCUACUGGUUAGCAAUUAUUGUUGUUCUCUUCUUGAUGCACUUCGAAGAAAAGAAUGGUCACUUGCCAUUCCUUAAGAACCUUACUUUGGUCCAAUUGAACCCAAUGUACCACAUUAAGGGCAAGAAGAAGAACAACUUGACUAAGGCCGAACAAGAUGAAUUGUUUGCUAACUUGAAGAACACCAAGAUUGGUGGUGAUGAGAUUGACAAUUCCGAGUCUAUCGAGAGUAGCAAGGAGGUCAAGGAAGUUAUUCCUGUUGAAUCGGAGAAGAAGAAGGGAUCAUUGUAA